UCAAUUCAAACCUUACGAGACUUAAGAAAAACACAAAACUUGAUUGCACUACUCUCUCCCCCUUCCACAUCUCCAUGCAUAUUUGAUCCAUGAAGGUGAAGUAUCUAACAUAAAAUUAAAAGCCUUAAUAAACAUGUACAUCAUGAGCUCCUGAAACCACCUUCACCGACCAAGAUCAUUAGUCCAAAAACAUGGAGAUGCUGCGAAUGAGAGAGUUGUUGUUACUGUGGUCGUCAUUUGAAAGCAAGAGAAUAUCCCUUGUCGGUGGAAAUCACACUGCCGCCAGAUUUUGCACUCGCUAAAACAAUAUUCAUUCCACAACCUUUUUCCUUCUCUAAUCUCUUCUUUUUCUAUACCUCUCUUUUUCUUCUUCUACACAUAACAAACUCUCUUUAAAAUUUUCAACACUGUCGUCGUCGACAUCUUCUUUGUGUUUCUUUCUCUUUUUGAAUUCCCUACACUUGCUUUUGAAGCCACAUACCAACUAUAUAUCUAUAUCGUGAUUAGGUUAAUUACCCUAAUUCAGAAAUGAAGAACAUUUCUCACCGUGUGUUGCUUUUGGCAUUGUUUCUAGCUUCCUUUACCUUUAUAUCUUCGACCUCAACUCAACAACAAGAAGCCAAACAUGACCCUAUUGCCAUCAACAUGGAAACAAAGCUUGGAACCCAAAGAAAACUAUUAGGGUACGUGCCAGAGGCAAAGAAAGCUGCAUUGCAAAACCUAGAAGACGUUCUUCUCGAACCCCCACGUGCGGCUUCGGGGAAAUCAAGGGUGUACUUGAAGCGUACGAAGUACUUGCCUGAUUUGAUGGGUGAUUCCCUCGAGGGUUACCCUCGUCGCGUUUUCAUUGAUGUGGGGCUGCCGGAGAAGGACGGAGGGAGUGGCACCGAUUGGUUUCACAAGACAUACCCUACGAGGAACAAGGACUUUGAGAUAUAUAAGAUCGAGACGGUGGCGGAGGGUGGUCCACAGAUCGAGAUGUCAGAUUGGUUGAGGAAGAAUGUGAGGGAGGAAGAAUAUGUGGUGAUGAAAUCAGAGGCUGAGGUGGUGGAGGAGAUGAUGAGGAGUAAGGCCAUAAUGUUGGUGGAUGAGCUUUUCUUGGAGUGCAAGCCACAACAAGGGAAUGUGAAGAAGAAGAAUAGAAGGGCCUAUUGGGAGUGCUUGGCUUUGUAUGGGAAGUUAAGAGAUGAAGGUGUGGCUGUGCAUCAGUGGUGGGGUUGAUUUUGAAGUUUUAAAUUGUGGCUUCGUUGUGAUGAUUUCUUGAUGUUGUGGAAAAUUACAGAUAAAUAUGACUGAUAUAUAUGACUGUGGUGACCUAAAAACCUAAUUGAUGUCACGAUCGAAAUCAUGGAGGUGGACCAUUUUUUAAAACCUUGGAUUGAUUGAUUCAUAGAUUACUAUGGUAGAAACAUGAAAGAGGUGUUUUAAGAAUUUUUGUUUCACAGCGAGAAUGGUAUAACUAGAUGAAGAAGACAUGGAGUUGGGGGUGAAGAAUGUUAGAGAGAUUUAAGAGUGGAAGUUGUGGCCCCUGAGGAGCUAAAAGUCAAGGAGUUUUAAUUUUCUCUCUUGUCCUUUUAAUUUCUUAUUUUCUUUUGUGGCUUGUGUUUUUUAACAAUUUAAUCAUAUUUUUCUAUGAUUGCUUUGUGGAUGUUUAUGGAAGUUGUUGAUUGAGAAAGAA
This is a messenger RNA of Glycine soja, 1678 nucleotides long. RefSeq lists its product as uncharacterized. The record is from RefSeq and is a predicted model, not a curated record. The transcript has a single exon. Bases 529 to 1221 code for a protein of 230 amino acids. Lineage: Eukaryota; Viridiplantae; Streptophyta; Magnoliopsida; Fabales; Fabaceae.